Rotaria socialis is the source of this 831-nucleotide messenger RNA. The record is from the annotation of a GenBank genome assembly. Lineage: Eukaryota; Metazoa; Rotifera; Eurotatoria; Philodinida; Philodinidae.
AUGACUACAACAUACGACAAUGAUGAAAGUAUUCAACAGCGAUCAGCGCCACCAGAAAAAAGGCAAUCUAGUGGGCCAGACGCUUUUGUCAUAGGGCGACCACAAACAGAAAACGGCCGAAUUAGUAAUGCUCAACAGAGUCAACGGCAUGCGAGCGCGGGCGUGUAUAAUCCAGCAUCAGAAGAAGAACAUAAUAAAGCUUUACUUGAACAUCUAUCGUCUGAUUUGGGUAAUUUACUGAAUCGAGUUGAUAUCAGUGAUUGUUACCUCAAUGUUCGAGGUACUUAUAUGGCCGUUCACAAAUGCAUACUUGCGGCUCGUUCAAACGCUUUUGCAGCGGUUAUAUCGGGUAAUUUCAAUCGACUUCCGAAUGAUGAAAGAGAACAACUCGAAACAAUGACACAUAAAGACAAAUUAGUUAUUAAUAUUAAUAAAGCAGUUCCAGAAAUAAUGAAACAAGUUAUUGUCUUCAUGUACACGGGUCGAUGUGAAUUAGAUGAUAGCAAUUGUUAUGCUCUUCUUGAUGCUGCUGGUCGAUACGAUAUUAAAGAUCUGAAAGUUCAUACUGGUCGUUUUCUUUCCAGUCGUAUUAAUACAACUAAUGUAUUAAUGUUACUCAGAGCAGCCUACAAAUACGACAAUAAAUUGAUUAAACAAUGUUGCAUUCAAUAUUUUAUUCGGAAUGCUAAAGAGAUUAUGGAUAUACAUGAAUUAUGGAAGAAAUUUGCUGAAGAACAACGAGAAAUAGUUGCUGAACUUCUUCAUUGGCAUGUUAACAGCGAUUUAUUUUAUAAAGAUAAACCUCAUUGGGACGCAGUUUCACAGUGGUAA